Messenger RNA from Ziziphus jujuba (common jujube), 964 nucleotides. Its product is annotated as probable plastid-lipid-associated protein 8, chloroplastic. The coding region runs from base 86 to 826 and encodes 246 amino acids. Lineage: Eukaryota; Viridiplantae; Streptophyta; Magnoliopsida; Rosales; Rhamnaceae. The transcript is spliced from 4 exons. The record is from RefSeq and is a predicted model, not a curated record.
UCCAGAUUUUUUCUUCUACUUCUUCGUCAUCUUUCUCCGCAAGUUUAAAAAAAAAAAUAAAAAAAAAGGUUUAUUUUCCACUUCCAUGGCUGCUACUUCUCCAUUAGCUCUAUUGCCCUCUGGUUUCAGAGGAGGCCCUGAGGCCUCCAAACCAAAGCUCCUAAAUUCCCGCCCAAAACCCACAAAUUUCAUAUUAGCAGUUUCGCCUCUUUCUCAGUGCCGUCGUCAGCUCAAGACCUUCAGAGUUUUGGCUUCCGUUUCGGUUUCUAAUCCUGAAGUUCGGACCGGUCCUGAUGAUCUUGUUGCAUCUAUUCUUUCGAAGGUAACACAAACAGAUAGAGGAGUUUUACUGAAAAAGGAAGAACACGAAGAGGUAGCUAAUACAGCUAAAGAAUUGCAGAACUACUGUGUAAAUGAGCCAGUGAAGUGCCCUCUUAUUUUUGGAGAAUGGGAUGUGCUGUACUGUUCCAUACCAACAUCACCUGGAGGCGGUUAUCGGAGUUCACUAGGCCGGCUGGUUUUUAAAACGAAGGAAAUGAUUCAGGUUAUCGAAGCUCCCGAUGCAGUCAAAAACAAGGUUGCAUUUUCGGUUUUAGGGUUCCUGGAUGGAGAGGUCAUUCUGAAAGGGAAAUUGAAUGUUCUGGAUACUGAAUGGGUUCAAGUUAUAUUCGAACCGCCCGAAUUGAAGGUUGGUCCAUUCGAAUUUCGAUACGGUGGUGAAAGUGAGGUCAAACUCCAGAUCACAUACAUUGACGAGAAGAUCAGAUUGGGGAAAGGCUCCAAAGGCUCUAUCUUUGUUUUCCAAAGACGCAACGCUUCUGUUUAAAGAAAGUUAUCACUUUGUCAUUUCAAGACAAUGUACGUUUAUGUACUCUUAUGUAAAAUAUUCUUCUUCUACUUUGAUUAAAUCUAUUUUCAUCUGAAAAGAAAAGUAAAUAAUAAAGCAUAACAGAAAAUUUCCAAA